Molecule: messenger RNA, 4028 nt
Organism: Mobula hypostoma (lesser devil ray)
Lineage: Eukaryota; Metazoa; Chordata; Chondrichthyes; Myliobatiformes; Myliobatidae
Product: phosphatidylinositol 4,5-bisphosphate 3-kinase catalytic subunit gamma isoform-like
Exons: 11
Coding region: 156-3215 (1019 amino acids)
Biological process (GO): cell migration; phosphatidylinositol-3-phosphate biosynthetic process; phosphatidylinositol-mediated signaling
Cellular component (GO): cytoplasm; plasma membrane; phosphatidylinositol 3-kinase complex
Molecular function (GO): 1-phosphatidylinositol-4-phosphate 3-kinase activity; 1-phosphatidylinositol-3-kinase activity
Source: RefSeq, a predicted model, not a curated record
CACACUUCAGCAACCUCAGUCCCUGCCAGAACCUCGGGCAGACCCCAGGGACGCGUGCGAGCUCCAGUCCCGGCCUUUCGAUAGUGAGAGAGCGUGGCCAGCAAGGACAGAACUCACCUCCACGACCAGAGUGCCCCUGUUCAGGCGUGCGGGACAUGAAGUCGGACGAGGAAGGCGAGCUGAGCCCUGCCGGCCCCUUCCCCAGCUGCAGGACCCUGAUCUUCGUCUGCGUGCUGCCCACCCAGUGCCCGGCCAACGGGCAGCCCGAGGUGAUCGAGCUGGAAUUGCCGGCUCUCGGCACCGUGCGUUCCCUCCGCCUGUUGGUCUGGGCGAAAGCGGCGAGCGAGAGCGCCAGACCCGGCUCCUACCAGCCCUACGGCCCCGAUUCCUUCCAGCUGCUGUACAGGAAGGGUCCCGCCUGGUAUGAGAUAUUGGACGACGAGCAGAUCCUGCUGUCGCUCGGCGCGGUCAGGUACUGGCAGGGCCAGGGACACCAGAGGGGCCAAAUCUACCUGAGGCCUCACUCCGGGGACACUGAGGCGGGCCGGCUCCUCUGGGACACCAUGGCCAGCCUGAUAGGUCGCGAUGUCAGAGCUCUGGUGAACGGGCAGCGGCAGGGCGAGCUAAACACAGCCCGCAGGAGGUUCGCCGCAGUCCGGCGGGCGCAGCUCGGCCGCCGCCACCCCGCCGAGCCCCCCCUGGACUCCAGCCCCCUUCCUGUGGCCCUGCAGGCGGCAGCCAGCCAGGAGAUCGGGGUGACCAUCUACCGGGGCGGCGGCAGCCGGAGGCUGAAGGUGAGCGGCUGCCUCACGCCCGAGCUGGUCAUCCGCGCCUACAGCCGGCAGACCGGAGAGGAGCUCGGCGAGGAGCUGGCGCUCAAGGUGUGUGGCCGGGAAGAGUACCUGAUCGGCAGUUGGCCCCUGGUGGACUUCCGCUGCGUCCGGCGCUGCCUGAAGACACGGGAGGAGCUGCGCCUGGCGCUGGUGAGCGCCCCAGCCCCGGAGCCGGACGAGGAGCAAGAGGUCGCCCGGGACUGGCCACUGGUUGAGGAGGAGUCGGGGCCGAGCCUGAGCCUGUGCGAGGCCGAGGAGGAGGAGGAGGGGGCGGCCGCUCUCCCCCUCUGUGACUGCCGCCAUCCUUUCCGAGUCAAACUACUGGGGUUGGACGCUCCCGGGGCCCCCGGCAAGAGACCGGUGCGGGUGUACGUGGUGGGAGCCGUUAUGCACGGCAGCCUCACCCUCUGCAGCGCCCGCUCCGCCGCCCUGCCACUGGCCGAAGAGGUGCUCUGGAACGCCUGGCUCCGCUUCGACAUCCAGGUGCGGGACCUGCCGCGGGGCUCCCGGCUCGGCCUGCGGGUUUACGCGCUGGAGAGCUCCCCGCCGUCCGACGCCGCCGAUGGGAACGGAGAGACCGGGCUCCUGCUGUACCACGCCAGCUUCCUGCUUAUCGACCACCACCGGCGCCUGCAGCAGGGCGAGAGGGUGCUGCACCUGUGGUCCGGCUCUGGACACGGCGCGGGGCUUCUCUCUUCCGCCACCAACCCCGAUCUGCAGGGGUCCGCCGCCCUCUGUCUCCUUCUCGACACCUACGACCGCUCGGUGGUGCUGCCCGGCGAGGAGGAGGGGGAAAUGGAGGAAGCGGCGGCCCGGCAGAGGGACGCCUUCCGCCGCUUCACCCAGGAAUGCGGCCGCUACAGCCGCUCGCUGCCCGCCUUCCUGUCCACGGUGCGCUGGGCCGAGCAGCGGGCGGUGCGGGAUUUGCACCGGUUGAUCGGGCACUGGGACCCCGCAGAGCUGGAGCUGCCGGUCGCGCUGGAGCUGCUGGGCGAGCGCGUCGCAGAUGAGAGGGUGCGUGCGCUGGCGGUGCGGCGCCUGGAGCUGCUGGACGGCGGCCCGGUACUCAGGUUCCUGCUGCAGCUGGUGCAGGCCCUGAAAUUCGAGCCGUACCACGACAGCAGUCUAGCCAGGUUCCUUAUCGGCUGGGCUCUGAAGAGCAAGAGAAUCGGCCACUUCUUCUUCUGGUACUGCCGCGGCGAGGUGGCGGCCUCGCCGCACUUCUCGGACCGCUACGCGGUGAUCCUCGAAGCGUAUCUGCUGGGCUGCAGCGUCCCGAUGCUCCGGGACUUCGAGCACCAGGUCCAGCUGGUGACGGCCCUCAGCCACGUGGCCGGCCAGAUCAAGGCGGCCAUCGCCCAGAGGAGUGACAUUCCGCAAACCGCUGCCCCUCUGCUACAGGAGCUGCUGAGAACGGCCGAGCUACCCCAGGACUUUGUGACGCCCUACGACCCACACAUCAGAGCCGGUCACAUCCUGGUCGACCGCUGUAGGGUUUUGGCGUCCAAGCAGAAGCCGCUGUGGUUGGAGUUCAGCCGAGCCGAUCCCGAGGACCCAGCACAGCCACCCGUCGUCAUCAUCUUCAAACACGGUGACGACCUGCGGCAGGACAUGCUUAUCCUCCAGACGCUGGUGAUAAUGGAUUCCAUCUGGCAGGAGAACGCACUGGAUUUGAAUCUCAUUCCCUACGGCUGCAUCGCCACAGGACACAACAUGGGAAUGAUCGAGGCAGUGGGAGACGCAGCCACCAUUGCAGCCGUGCAGCGGAUGAAGGGUGGCAACAGCGGUGCAUUCAAGAAUGAUGCACUGCACGACUGGCUGAGGGACAAGCUGCCGGUGGAGGAAGAUUACCACCGCGCCAUGGAGACCUUCGUCACCUCCUGCGCCGGCUACUGUGUCGCUACCUACGUCCUGGGCAUCGGUGACCGACACAACGACAACGUCAUGAUCACGGGGAAAGGGAACUUAUUCCACGUUGACUUUGGUCACAUCCUGGGCAACAGGAAGCGGAUUCUGGGGGUAAACCGGGAGCGGGUACCCUUCGUCCUGACGCCAGACUUCCUCUACGUGAUGGGACGGGUGAACAGGAGACCAAGCCUGUACUUCCAGAGGUUCAAGGAAACCUGUCUCCAGGCCUACCUGAGUCUGCGGGCCCACUCCCAGCUCCUGAUCAACCUCUUCUCUCUGAUGCUGCUGACGGGGAUUCCAGAGCUGAGCUGCACACGGGACAUCGCCUACCUGCGGGAAGCGCUGGCGGUGGGGAGCGGGGAGCAGGAGGCACGGCAACACUUUCUCAACCAGAUCAGUGUCUGUGAGAACCUGGGCUGGACGGUGCAGGCCAACUGGUGGAUCCACAUGUUCAUGGGGAUCAAACAGGCGUGAGGAACGGGCGACACAUCACGGGACAGGUCACAGGUCACGGCACAGGCCACACAUCAGCGUCUCCUUCCCUGGGAGGCUGCAACAGGCAAGGCCAUGGCACGAGGCCCUGGUCUGCACAGAAACCAAGGCUACACACCUCCCCAGCUGUCAGUCUCACUGAUGAGCCAGACUUGCAGGAUCCUAUAUUACCAAUGACCAGCAGGGUCCUGCAAUCACAUUGUUACAUCAGCAGAUCAGGCCCCGCGGUGGUGGAGUGCUUAGCACGACAGUAUUACAGCGCGGGGUGCGGAGUUCGGAGUUCAAAUCAGGCAUCCUCUGUACGUCCUCCCCAUGGAAUGCGUCGAGUGUUCUCCGGGUGCUCCAGUUCCUUCCAAAGACACAGGUUAAUUGGUUAUUGUAAAUUGUCCCAAGAUUAGGGUCGGGUUAAUCGGAUUUGUCAGGAGUUACCUGGGCGGCAUGGCUCAAAGGGCUGGAAAGCCUGACCCUGCACUGUAACCCAAUCGAUACGUAACCCCUGGGGCAGGUUUCGCUGCUAACGUAACGGUCUUUCUGCAGCAGCAGUGUUUGGGUUAGGGUCAGAGAUAAUGGGGGCUUUGGAAUGUGAGCCGUCCAUUGAGGGAAGUGUGUUUUCUUGUGUGGCUGACACCAAGGUGAUCUGGGUCUUUUGUUCGGAGAGAGAAGAUGCCAGAAAGGAGGGGACUUAGAGUGGGGCUGGAAGUCGAUGAAGCCCGGGGAAAUCGAUGGAGAAUCAAUGGACAGGAAACCAUGAUGUGUGCACGUUAGACUGUUUCAUUAAAAUGGGCCUUUUUCUGU